Plasmodium berghei ANKA is the source of this 231-nucleotide messenger RNA. RefSeq names its product conserved Plasmodium protein, unknown function. The record is from RefSeq and is a predicted model, not a curated record. The transcript is spliced from 2 exons. The coding region runs from base 1 to 231 and encodes 76 amino acids. NCBI's taxonomy places the organism in Eukaryota, Apicomplexa, Aconoidasida, Haemosporida, Plasmodiidae.
AUGGUGCAAAAUAUAAAAGUUAAAGUAAAGAAAAACAAAAUAACGGAAAGGAAAAAUAAAUCCAAAAAGCCCCAAAAAAAUAAGGAAAAAAUAGUUGUAAAAAGUUUAAGAAAGAAAAAUAAAUUGGUUAAAAUUAAUAAAAUUGAAGAAACUGCAAAAAAGUUGUGUGCUUCAACAAGUAACAAUCUUAAAUUCUUGAACAUGAAAGAAAUGCAAAAAAAAAAAAAUUAG